AUGGGUCGAAAGUCGCAAGAGAAGCCGCCGUUCACGCAGCCCGUCGAAAAAGAUCAGCCGGCGUGGCGGUCUCGAUCUAGAAUGCUGCGCUCAUCUACGCCAAGUCCCGCUGUAGCUGCAACCCCCUUGCCGUCUAACAAGAGCUUGACGACGAACGGAGGUGCUUACGUCUCGCAAACGUGCUUUGAUCCAACUCCACAACUGCAGACCGAACAAUACAACCAAGGAAAUGUUACACCUCAGUGUAUGCGGCCGUCCGGCGGGCUCAAUUCACAGCGUACACUGCAAGGCUAUGAGGAGGUGCAACAAGAUUAUUAUGACGUUGACGAAGGCACUUACAACAUUAACCAAGAUAAUGUGUCAUCAGUGAACUCGGACCUUUCCUACGCCUACAACAAGCACCAGGCGAUCCCGCAAACGCCGCCACACAUCAGAAAUCUGGCCUUCAACACACCGCGCUACAAUGCUGUUCGCACGCCAAACAUGAAGACGAAUAUGACAUUCAUCAACCAACCCGCCAAGUUGGCCCUCUCGUUCAACAUGGACGAGCCGUUGUUUCGCGAGAAUACGAUGCCGCACUUUGAUCGAUCCGUGCUCUCUGAACGCUCCCAGAACGACCUGUCCUACAGAUCUCAGCACGAAUUAGCCAUGGACACGGAUGACGUUUCUGCCUCUAAGAAGCGCUGUGUGGAGGGCAGCAUUGAUUUGGUGGACUCGUUUGGUGAAUUGGAGCCACGCCGACGGUCUGCGAAAGUUGAGCGUGAACCAGUGAAGAAGUUGCCUGACACCGAGCUGCGUUGGUUGUCGCCGGGAGAGACAAUUCGUCCUCCACAUGGCGGUCCGGUGGAUAUUGUGGCGCAGCGCGGGAUGGCCUUUGUUCAUCGAGGAGAGUCUGGCAAGAUGGUGCUGGCUGACGGGCCCGAAGUUGACGCGAUUAUGGUGGCAGCCAACGAAUUUGAGCAACUUCCUGUGGAUUUCCUGGAAGACGUCUUCGAGGUUACGGCCAAGAAUGCAGUGACUGAAGCUGGCGACGAAAAGCAGGCCCCACUUGUAAAGGCUGGAGACAAUUUUGCGGCGCUUUGCCAAGAUUAUAUCACCGUGCACGCCAGAUACGACCGAGCUGCCGAGGUGGGGCUUUGGAAUCUGGCCGAGCUGCUCUUCAAGCCAAACGACAUGGACCAAUCACUAUAUGACUGGGAUCGUGAGCGUUCGUACCAGCUGGAUUUGUGGCUGUGUAAAAUGUUGGAAUUUGAACAACCGGUGACGCUCUGGGACUACGUAACGCAAGGAAAAGUCGACAUGCUGGUCGAAUCGCCAGAAUUCUCACGAUUUACCGUCGUACUGUUCUUGCAGUUGAGCAACGACAUCGUGGUGCGCAAGAAGGCCCAGAAGCAGAUCGCUCAUUGGCGUGAAAGCCAACAGUUGGAGCUCAUCGAAGAGAACGAGCUCAAAGUGUAUAUGGCCCUCGGACUCCAAGUGCGUUACCUUGGCGCUGAACUGGAGCCCAUCUCCGAGUCGGUCCAGCGGCUAUUGAAAGACAGCGAGGACGGGCAUUUCACGUUGCCCAGCAAAGAGGUCGCCUGGGAAUUGAUCCGGUUCGGUUGCCAUGAACAAAAUCGCGCCCUUGACGUCACCGUACGGGCAACAAUUCCCAGCCGCAGAGUGUCGAAUUAUUAUCUUGGCUGGCACCUCUGGACGGUCGUUCGAACAUCCGGUGAUUGGCGAAUGAAGCGCUCCUAUGAAGACGAGCUGACGGUGGAUUACGCCGAGCAACUCGCCAGCUAUGGAGCCCUUCAUCUGGCCGUUUUCGUCCUCUGCCACAUAACUGAUUCGGCUAGCCGUGAAUCCGCCGUCCGUUCUCUACUCGAGCGCAACGCAAUGAGGCUGAACGAGCGAAUCGUGGGCAGGCUGUGUCGAUACGUGAAUAUCCCAUCCACAUGGAUUCACUCGGCACUUGCCCUCCAGGCUAAGCAGAAGGGCCGAUCAGCCUCGUAUUUCGAGCAUCUGGUGCACGCCGAGGAGUGGAUCGACGCCGAGCACGUUUACACCGAAAAGUUGGCGCCGAUGGCCAUUGAAUUGGAUGACUACAACGCCCUUCGACGGUUCACCAGUCUGCUGCUCUCGAACAAGACACCGCAAAAGGCUCACAUCCCCGUCACGUCGUUGUACUCUGAAUACUGCCGUCUGUACGAGCUGAUCUCCUCCCACGGCGCCGCCCGAACCCCCGAGGUGGAACAACUCUGCGACUCGAUCGAUGCCCGUCUCGACAAUGAGGAGCAGUUGUCGCCAUUGCAGAGCUCGGCCCGGUCGAUGAUUGGGCUGACGAUGAUGCGACUGCGGCGGCGGAUCGGGGCUCAGCCCUGGGUGGACGGCGGUGAGCUGGGCAAGCGGUGCUACCGUCUCGGAAUCUCUAUCAUCGAUAUGGCCAUGUGCGACCGCGGCGGCCCGUCGAUCCUC
Molecule: messenger RNA, 2457 nt
Organism: Mesorhabditis spiculigera
Lineage: Eukaryota; Metazoa; Nematoda; Chromadorea; Rhabditida; Rhabditidae
Source: the annotation of a GenBank genome assembly